Molecule: messenger RNA, 2319 nt
Organism: Metarhizium acridum CQMa 102
Lineage: Eukaryota; Fungi; Ascomycota; Sordariomycetes; Hypocreales; Clavicipitaceae
Source: RefSeq, a predicted model, not a curated record
AUGGCGGACUCAAGCCUCAUCGCUUGCCUCUAUCCAUAUGGCGAUAAGCAUCGUGGCAUUGAAAACUCGCGACUCGCGGUUGAAAUGAACGAGUCGCGACGCAUCAAACCCCUGCGUGAGGACUUUAGUCGGCGUACAUCCUUCUCAGCGGAAGAUGAAGCCGAUGCAGACAACGCCGGUAACGACUACAACGACGGCGGUCACAACCACGACCACGAGGAAGCAUCUGACAGCGGCCACGAUUACAGUCCGGGAUUGCGGUUGGGAUUUGACGACGAGCGAAAAUUCUCGCACGGGAUCGUCAUCGGGACAAGCCCACAAUGCGACAUUGUGUUGCCAAAGAGGGACAGCCUGCGCGGAAUCGCUCCCUACCAGUGCACCAUCACGUUCGAUGAGCAAGGACGACUCAUCCUAAAGGAUGUGCAGAACCCAGAGGACCAGAGGAGAAGAAUGAAAGGCAGAGCCGCCUCCACGCCCGGAACCGCCGUCACGUACGACGGCAAAGGAGGAGAGAAGCGGUGCACCUUCACCUGGAUACUCGGCGGCCACGAAUUCAUUGCGGACAAUCAGCCAAUCGUCAUUGAGCUCCAUAAACAUCUCAAGUUCCAGAUCGUCGUUGCUCGCUAUGAUAUCCAUUCCCCGAUGUAUAAGGAGAACGUCGCUCGAUUCCUCUCUGGACCCGCCCAGUCUGUGGAUGACCUCUCCCUCAGCCAACUGGGACUCUGGAACAUGAGCUCGACAGCGGAGCAAAGCGGGGUGCAAACCCCCAGUGAGCCGCUACCACCUAGCAAAGAUGUCAUCCUGCUUGAAUAUGGAGAGCUUGGAAGGGGAGCCUUUGCAGUGGUGAUCCGGGUCUGGAACGUCAGUACUGGGGUGGAAUAUGCUUCUAAGGAGCCUCUUAAAAAGGGGCAUUGGGAGGUUUUGAAGGGGGAAAUCAAUCUCCUAAAAACGAUCCACAAUGAACACAUCGUUAACUGCAUUUCCGAGUUUUCGACGACGAUGCCGAUGCCUCGGUUGGUCCUUGAAUAUAUUCCUCUUGGAUCUCUCGAGGACCAACACCAGGAAACCUCCGUCUCGGUCGAGGAGGCGUUUGAAAUCCUCUGUCAGGGCCUCUCAGCCUUGAGGUAUCUUCAUGGCCGCGAAGACCCGAUCGUCCACCGCGAUAUCAAACCGAGCAAUAUCCUGGUGCAGUCGCGACUUCCGAAGUUGCACAUCAAGCUCUCCGACUUUGGCGUCUCCAGAGCGAGCCCAAGUUACCUGAGCACUUACUGCGGUACACCGCUCUAUAUUGCGCCAGAAGUGUUCGCGGGGGAAAAGUACGACGCGCGUGUCGAUGUCUGGUCUCUCGGUAUGGUCGUAUUUCAGUACGCUCAUGGCCUUCCCAAUCCCGGUUCGUCGGGUUUUAAUGGAGCCACCUGGACCGAGGAUGUUGUCCGGGUACUUGAGUCCGGAGCAUCAUGCUGCCCUCUGCUUGCUUUCCUAUCGACGGCCAUGCUAGUUCGAGACAGGGAGUCGCGCUAUUCCGCCCACCGUUGCUUGGAGAUGGUACAACAGCUCGACCCGUCGCAAUUCACCUGUUCAACGCCGACAUGUACUUCCCAUACCUACGACGACGACAAAACAGUGCUUAACGAUUCCCCUGAUCCACAGGCGGCAUUCCAGGCCUUGGAUACAGUUACUGACCUUGGUCAGCGCGGCUGUUCUGCAGGCCGCUCUUCUGGUGCGACAGAAGGCAGAAGGCACAGGUCGGGUGCCCCCCCUCCCGACUCCCUCGUGUCCGCUUCUGCCGUGCGUCGGAGGAGCAUAUCACGGGUCUCGAAACCGAGGGCCUCGGAUAGGAAGUCUAAGAAGCGCCGAGAACGCGGCGGCGAUGCAGCUGAGGAGGUUGCAUACUUCUUUGACAAGUUCUCGAACCCGCUCCAUUCUCUCUAUGUUGGUUCGUCGCUUGCACAAGGAACAGUCUCCGAGUGGACCAGCGGAACCACGCAUGAAUCGGGUGCUCCUUUCCAGCGAAGUCUAGCUGAGGCAGUUGCGGAUGGGGCUGGCGAGUCGGUCGUGCUACUUGAUUGGUACAAUGAUCCUGCCUGGACGGAACCUCCGCCAGAGCAAAGUGGUGAGAAGCAAGUCUGCCUGCUUGGCAAUCUGAUGCAGAACUGGGACGAGCCAGGAACUGUCGUGGAGCAGGCAGCACAAGCGGCUGAGGCGGUCGGGUCUCCGCUGAAUGGGCCAGCUGCGUCCCGACGAGCGGCGGCAUCAUCCACGCAGGGCUCGACGUCUAGAGGAUCUGCUGUACCGCAGCCGGCAUCGAGUGACGGAUAA